GCAAAGAUGCCAACCCCGAACAUCUCCACCUCUGCAGCCAAAGGCUUCCGCAGGGCGGUGUCGGAGCUGGACUCCAAGCAAGCCGAGGCCAUCAUGUCUCCACGUUUCGUUGGAAGACGCCAAAGCCUCAUUGAGGAUGCCAGGAAGGAGAGAGAGGCCGCGGCUGCAGCCACUGAUGCUGCAGAGUCCACAGAGACCAUUGUAUUCGAGGAGAAGGAUGGGAGAGCCAUGCUGAACCUCUUCUUCAUGCUCAAGGGAGCCAAGACUUCGCCACUGUCCCGUGUCCUUAAGGUAUUUGAGACAUUUGAAGCUAAAAUUCACCACCUGGAGACCAGGCUUAGCCGAAAGGCCCGUGAAGGGAUCGCUGAGCUGGAAUACUUUGUGCGCUGUGAAGUCCACAGCUCUGACCUCAAUACUUUCAUCAGCUCCAUUAAGAGGGUAGCAGAAGAUGUGAGGACCACUAAAGAAGACAAAUUUCACUGGUUUCCCAGGAAAAUCUGCGAACUGGACAAGUGCCACCAUUUGGUCACCAAGUUUGACCCUGACUUGGAUCUGGAUCACCCGGGCUACUCUGACCCAGUAUAUCGGCAGAGAAGGAAAUCAAUAGCAGAGAUUGCUUUUCAAUAUAAGCACGGGGACCCCAUCCCUCACGUGGAGUACACGGCGGAGGAGACAGCUACCUGGAAGGAGGUGUACAGCACCCUGAAGAGCUUGUACCCCACCCAUGCCUGCAAGGAGUACCUUGAGGCUUUCAGUCUACUGGAAAAAUUCUGUGGAUACAAUGAAAACAACAUCCCUCAGCUGGAGGAGGUGUCCCGCUUCCUAAAAGAGAGGACUGGCUUCCAGCUGCGGCCAGUGGCUGGCCUGCUCUCAGCACGGGACUUCCUGGCCAGCCUGGCCUUCCGCGUCUUCCAGUGCACGCAGUACAUCCGCCACGCCUCCUCGCCCAUGCACUCCCCCGAGCCGGAUUGCUGUCACGAGCUGCUGGGGCACGUCCCGAUGCUGGCUGACAAGACAUUUGCCCAGUUCUCUCAGGACAUUGGGCUGGCAUCUCUGGGAGCAACUGAUGAAGAAAUUGAGAAACUAGCAACGCUUUACUGGUUUACAGUGGAGUUUGGGCUCUGCAGACAGAAUGGAAUAGUCAAAGCUUACGGAGCUGGUCUCCUCUCUUCCUACGGGGAGCUUAUACACUCCUUGUCGGAUGAACCAGAGGUGAGGGACUUCGACCCUGAUGCUGCAGCUGUUCAGCCCUACCAGGACCAGAACUACCAGCCUGUUUAUUUUGUGUCUGAGAGCUUCAGUGAUGCCAAAAAUAAGUUGAGGAGCUACGCGGCGCACAUCAAGCGGCCCUUCUCGGUGAAGUACGAGCCCUACACCCACAGCAUCGAGCUCCUGGACAGCCCCCAGAUGAUCUGCCACUCCCUGGAGAGCGUGAGGGAUGAGCUCCACUCACUGAUUAACGCGCUCAAUGUUAUCAGUUAAUACAAGAACUGAGCCCUUUCCGUCCCCUCCCAGCCCCAGAGUCCUGCCCUGCCCUCUCCUCAUUCCCAGCUGAUCAUUCCUACCUGUCUGCCCCAAACAUUGGCACUGCUGCCUGUCACCACGCGACCCCAACAGCUUCCCACGUUUGUAUGUAGGGCCAGCUCGGAGGAGGGCAGCAGGACACACCCCAGGCCUGCUGGCUUUUUGGGUAGCUUUUCUAUUGACUGCUGGAAGAGGCUUAGCAGAUACAAAAAGCAUGGCCAGGCUAAAAAAUUGGGAGUCAAGAGCUGUGUGCUAGGCUCCUGGGUGCAAGGAAGAGGAGAAAAUCUACUGUAUUCAAAAAGAUAAAAAAGAGAAGCAAUAAUUUUUUUUAAUUGCAAUUUGAGAGAAAAAUUUAAUCUGCCUUUUUUUUUUAUCCCCAAAGCAACUCUAUGAGUCCUGUUCUUAGUUAUUCUAAUAUUACUAUCACCUGAUGUAGCUCAGGUGUGUGACUAAUGCUAUUGCUGGCCAUUUCCAAGGAAGGUAAACAUCUGGUUUGGAUGCUCAAACCCAGUUUCAUGCAGUUUUCAGUGUAGAUAUUAAUGGUUUGAUCUGACCCAAAGCUCUUGGUUUUCCUCCCCCUGCUUUUGCCCUUCUUAUCUUCUUGCAGGCUGUCUCAUAACUUAGCGGUUUGCUCAGAAGUUUGGCCCAAGGUUAUGCAGCUGUGCAGUAUCAGAGCUGGGCUUGGGAUGUGUGGAGGCUGCUAAACAGCUGUGGGGGACAGUGAAGGGGAGAAUUACACAGAGUUGUUUGCAUGAUCAUUAAUAACGUUUCUGUGUCGACUUUUGCUGUCCUUAUCCACGAUAUAUGAUUUUUAUAAUUUCCUCUUUAAAGAACUGCAGGACUUGGCAGUGAAGUUUUGGCUAUUAAAACGGCUAACAUUGUUCUCCAGUGUUACUUCUACUGUGGCUCAGUCAUAAUAGUUUACAAUCCAUUACUCUUUAUCCCAUUUCAGACCUCCACAUAUAUGUGCUUUAACCCCAGUUCUCUCAAAUUUUAACUCCUUAGCUACUGAUGGCACUUAGACUCCUGCCCACUUCAAUCUCUCCUUUCUGUUUCUUUUCUUAUUUGACCCUUCCUCCUAAAUUCCUCCUAAAUUGCUUAAAAGGCCAUUACUGAAAUCAGCAGUUUGACACCAGGGCUAGCUGCUUUUCCUCAAGCUGUUUGUCCUCUUUGGAUUUUUCUGUAAACCGAUAAAACUACUGAGUUAAUUCAGUUAUUGUCAUUUCAGAGCCCUUUUUCCAAAGCUGCAGCUAUGAUUUCCCAAUCUGGGUGGAUCCAGAUCAUGAGCUGUAACUCUCAAGGCUCCCUUAAGAGCUGUAACAAUUUUUCAUUUGGGUUCUUCAGAUAUUACUAUUAGAUUAAGUAGCUGGAGCAGGCUAUGCAAGACUAAGGCAGGCUAGGCAUAGUUUAGCCAUGAAAAUCUUACUGGUGACUUGAGUAAAACUGACUAAAAAGAAACAAACAAAAAAAAAAACCCAAGAAAAAAGGUGAGAAAACAAUCAGGCAAGCUAUUAUAAUUUUGUCUGUGUAGUUAAUGCAUGGGUUAUGAUCUUUUUAACAAGAGAAGUGCCACUUUGCUGGUGUUCAGGUUGCUGUUUCUCCUCUCCUUUGGUAGUGUCCAGCUCCUGGCUUGCUGCCCAUGAAAGCAGCAAGGAUGCUCCAAACCGUGCAGCAAUGCCAGGCUCCUGAUCAGGACUGGGCAGGGAAUCUCUCUGUGGAGGCAUUUGCUCUCCAGAACCAUAAAGGUCUGAAGGUGAUCAUCUCUAGGUCUCCAGAGCACUUCACAGUCUUAAAUAUCUAAAAUUAAUGCAAUUUGUAAAAAGACUAAACUCAUUAAUAUGGAGUGAUAAGCCAAUUUAGAAAUCCUUGCAACUGCAGGAGACCUCAACUCCUCUGCCUUGCCUUGGAGUUUGCAUUGCUGCUCCUUGACUCUGUCAGCUGCUGCUUUUUUGAGGAGCUGUAGUAAAAUCUGCUGUCCUGCAAAAAUAGCAAAUAAGCAAGACUUGCAGCGUGCUCCAGCCCCAUGAGUAUGCAAGCACACAAACAGAUGUGCUGCAGCUGGGGGAAGGUGAGCACCAGGAGGGUUGCACUCCCUUGCUUUUGGGACACGAGGCUGAGCUGGAGCAGGCUCUGAGUGUAGGGGCCAGGGCUACACAGGUGCCAGAGGUGCCUCUUUGGGCCAUUUUCAGUGUCUCUGUUCUUCACAAAUCCAUGACAAAUUCCAGAAUUUUUUGGCCCCUUAUGGAGACAUCUAAAAAUAUGAACCUGUUUGUAUUUACUAUUGCCCUCACCUACUUAAUAUCUUAGAGGAUUUAUCUUAUUAGUAACUUAAUAGGUCCCCUUUCACUUUGUCUCUAAGCCUUGUUGCUUUUUAUCUAUUUUCAAAUACAUUACUUGGCUCCUUAUUUCAUAAGACAUAUAGGAAUUGGAUCCUUCCUUUCUCAUUUUACACAUUUUUCUCAUGUUGCUUCUUCUACCAGGGCAUUGCUUUCUUCUUUGUCUUGCCAAAUAUUUUAGGCUCUUGGACACAGGGCCACUAAGAGACGGGCUAUUCAAACAAAAUAUGGUAGAAUUGUAAACCAAUCCCUAAACUAUCACUGCUUUUAAAGCUACUGAUAGCAAAGUUAACUUUUUAACCCAUAAUUUUGGAUAUUGUUCUACGAUUGUCUUUAGAUUAUUUUUAAUAGUCUGACUAAUUUCUUUCUGCCAUUCUGGGUGAUUACAGGUGGUAGGAUUUUUGCUUAAUCCCCAGGCUAUUUAUUUAGUUUUGAAUUCUUCACUUAAAACCUCGCCCUUCCCAACCCUUCCCUCUGUCCACUUUAUCCUGUCUCAGGUGCUGUCCACACAUAUGAACAAUUUGCUGUAACAGCAUUGUUGCAGUUCCAGUAGUUGUAUUCGUUUUAGGAAGAAGAACCUCAGCCUGCCCAGGAAAGGUAUUUAUUGUGGCAAACAGGUACUGAUUUGUGUCAGUUUAUUGGGGUGAUGCCUUGACAGUACUUGUCACAGUCUUUAGUUUAGCCAAUGCAGCAGAGUUGGCAGCUUUCUUUUACUAACCCACUUUUGCACACGUUAUGCAGUUUUUAUUUUUUCCUAUGUUUCUUACUUCAUUUGAGGCCAAAUCUAAACUCUUUAUACUCUUUUCAGAGUACCCUACACUUUUUUAUGUAGCUCAUUAUGACAAUUACUUUAGACAAUUAGCUCAUAAUGAGCUACAUAAAGAAGUGUAGGAUGCUCUUAUUCAACUGCAUCCCAUCUUUUUUUAGCUGUCACCUGAUUGGGACUGCAGUAAAUAAAGUCUGAGUUAAUUUAUCUAGUUGCUUACUAAAUUACUCGCUUGCUCACUUCUCAGUAUUGCUUGUAGUCUUCACAUUACUUCAACAUCCUUUAAAUAUAUUUUAUUCCCACUCUUCCUCUAAGCUUGUAAAGUAGAACUCCUGUUUUCUUCAUAGGUGUCCCACCAUGUGCUUGCCAUUGCUCAUCUCCCCAUUAUGCAACCAGUAUUUUGUUCUACUGCCAGAGAGUAGCUGUCUGUAGAGAGGUGUUGGUAGAAGGGUUUUUUGUCUACUCACAGCCUGUAAGUUCCUUGGCAUGAUCCUUUCUCUAGUUUGCCCACUGUUUGUUCCCUCAUUCCACUGAUAGGAGUGUCUUGGGUUAUUUUUCCUCUUUGAUCAAAUGUAGCACUCUCAUGAGUGUGCAAUACCUUUGGUUCAUUCCUGGUUUCCAUUGAAAGGAUAUCCACAUUAAUAUCCAUUUCUUCCCUUUGUGUGUAAGAGCAGAGUAAGAGCAGAUGGGAUACAACUGCAUUAUCAAGGGGAAAGCCUCAAACUCCAUCACAGCCCAGACUGCCUCUAACCAGGAUUUCUCAUGGCCAAGGAAAUUUUGGUCCAGCCACCGGAGAGGACUCAUAUGCUACUGGUAUCCAUUUUCCUCCUCUAUUUCUCUGUAACAGCACGGCUCCCACAGUAUCAGCUCGUGUUGAAAUUCUUGUUAUGAAUAACUUUCCCUUAACUGAGAAUUUCAGUGCAGAAGCUUUUCAAGCAGCUUCUUUCAUGCCAGAUAAAGCACUGUCUUGGUCUUUGCUCCAGUUCCCUCCCUGACUCCUUUCCUGUCAUUUCCACAAUGCUCUGCUGCUAUUAGCAAAGAUGGAUACACUGUCAUAAGAUACUAGCACAGCUAAGAUAUGCUGCCAUAAGAAAUUAAAUUCUCCCAGCACUCUUCACAGUUGGGAUUGAUUAGUGGGAGUAUUUAUUUCACAGAAAGCUUAACCUUUCUAUCAUUUAUCCAUCUUCUUGUUUCACCAGUUUCAGAGUCCGGGCAUUUAACUUGAGGUUGUUUUAAUUGUGCCAUAUUCAAGUUGACAUUAAACACUGGUCUAUUAAUUUUAAAACUCAGCUGCAUCUCUCUUGUACCUGUUCUUCUGUAGCUGCAGUUCCCCAAAUAUCAUCACAUAAGGCAAUCUCUUUUCUUUGUCCCCCACAAACAUCAUUCAAACCCUCUGCUCACACGAGCAUGUGCAGCAGGGCAGGUGCUCGGCCCUGUGGGAUGCAAGUAAAGGUAUCUUGUUUGUCUCUUAAUGUGAAAGCAACUCUGUUAAUUGCUUCUUCCCCUGCAUUUUGCCAUAUGGAAGCUUAGUGUGAAUCGUGGGGGUGCAUUUGUGCCACUACCUCUCCUAAUUCAUUUGCUGUCCAAGGAACCUGACUCAGUCAGGGACCCUGGAGCUACCUGUGCUCUGCUGGGAGGGGUUGGUUGGUACACGGUAUCACGUCCUGCUGCUCAAGUCCAGGACAUUCAAGCAGGCCCCUAUCAGUUUACUGAAGACUAUCUGUCUUCCUUGAGCUUAUGGACUGGUAGUGAUUGUGCCAAUUGGAUCCUUGGCUUACCAUCCUGCUGGGCAACUUGAUUAAAUGCCCAUGGUGGCAAGAUUAAAAGUUUAUCAAGGAGGUGUCUGAUGUACAAUGGAUAAAAGCUGGUGGAGCACACACUCUAAUCAAUUUACCACCUAAGCCCCAUUUAAUUCUAAAUAUAAGCAGUUUCUCUACUGUUGUGCUUCCUUUCAGUGCCUUCAGAUCUGCAGCUACCUGCCUUGGGGUAAUUUUUUUUUUUUUAAUUUUAACAGCUACAACAGUUUGAUCUGCCAUAGCCAUCUACCCUGGGACAGCAUUUGGAGUCUUGGGGGGAUAGGCUGCUAUUCUCAACUUCUCUUUCUUUUCCCAUUUGCCCAUAUCAUCCUUGAAAUCAUCUUCCUGUGAUGGCUCCCGAUUCAGUUCUCUACACUGCUUUCUGGAACUCCAGCAGUUAUUUUUAAUUUUUGCAUCCCAAUCUGCUUUUGCAAGUGUCUAAUUUUAGCUUUGCAUUUACUAUGAUCAGGUCCCUUUUGAGCUCUCCCUUGCUCCAGGGCGAACCACUGCACUAUAUAUGUUAAUCACCCUCCUUAAUUCUGUAGUUUUUCCUUCUCUUUUUCUAAAUUCAUUUUAUUCUCUAAUUGCCAUUGCACAUCCUUAUUGCCUUUUUGGGCCACUAGAUGGUAUUCCUUUUCUAAAGACAAGCUUAUUUCAAGUCACUGGAUAGACCCUUUCAAACCACAAUUUUCCCAUUGAAGCAGCUGAUGUUGUGGUGUUGCCUUGGUAUAGAUUAUUGCUGUUUCCCAUAACAGUCCCAUUAAUAGAAGCAGUGAAUCCUUGAGUCUCUUUUCAGCCACUCUCUCAUAUCAGGAAACAUUUGGUCUCUAUCACCCAUCGGCUUCCUGUGGGCUAGAGAGGCACCCACAGCCCCUGCUGUAAUCUCUGAUAUUGUUGGGAUUUCCUGCAGCCCUUCAGUAUUCCUGGUUUUAGGCUUUUUCCUGAGUUGUCUUGGAUUUUUCCCAUGCUUUCACUUUUGUCUUAAGGUAUCCCUCAAGUAUUGUGCACAAGGCUGGUUAGGUUUGUAGAGUUGCCUUGAAUGAGGUCACAGAAUCACAGAAUGGUUUGGGUUCCAGCCCCCUGCCAUGGCAGGGAGCCUUCCACUGGACCAGGUUACUCAGAGCUCCAUACAGCUUGGCCUUGAGAUCACUCAGAGAAAAAGACUCUGAGGAUCUACCCAGUCAAACCCUUCACCAAAAGAUGUUAUGAAUUCCCUUUUCCUGAUCGUGGAGCAGAUUUGUAGGGUUGUGUGGCUGCUUAGAGCUAAGUGCGAGCUCAUGUCCUUUGGGUGGGUCAUGGGAUCCUUCACACCAUUCCCCCAGACCUCACCAAACGUGACUGCAAGCUCUAUAGAAAGUGACUGGGGAAAACCAAAGUGAUGGGUCAGCCCAGGUUAAACUCUCCUCUAGAAGGAGCAUGGGCUGGCAAGGGAGGAAGAAGGGGGAAAAGCCUUCCUCAGAGCCAGGCCCCAGCACCCCUGUGGUGUGUGCCUGUCUCAGUGCCUCGCUGAGAGGUCUCACUGUUGUUGCUGCUGCUGCUGCUGUGGGUGGAUCUGUCUGUCUGUCUCUCUGUGUAAAGAAAUAUGAAACAGAAUUAUUUUUCAUUUUGGAAUUGUGCUGCUGCUCACAUGAUAUUAAGAAUAAAAAAAUAUAUUUCUGGUCUAGCAUCCUGA
Molecule: messenger RNA, 8094 nt
Organism: Zonotrichia leucophrys gambelii
Lineage: Eukaryota; Metazoa; Chordata; Aves; Passeriformes; Passerellidae
Gene: TH
Product: tyrosine hydroxylase
Exons: 13
Coding region: 7-1482 (491 amino acids)
Biological process (GO): dopamine biosynthetic process from tyrosine
Cellular component (GO): cytoplasm; axon; perikaryon
Molecular function (GO): iron ion binding; tyrosine 3-monooxygenase activity
Source: RefSeq, a predicted model, not a curated record